Eriocheir sinensis (Chinese mitten crab) is the source of this 2330-nucleotide messenger RNA. RefSeq lists its product as uncharacterized. The transcript is spliced from 2 exons. NCBI's taxonomy places the organism in Eukaryota, Metazoa, Arthropoda, Malacostraca, Decapoda, Varunidae. The record is from RefSeq and is a predicted model, not a curated record. Bases 421 to 2202 code for a protein of 593 amino acids.
UGCAUUUUUUAGGUGAAAAAUGAACAUUUCCAUGAUAAUGAGAUAAACACGCUAUAAAAUCCUCCAAGGUUCUGGCAAUAUCGUGGCAUCAUUUGGAGACAUUAUCUUGCUUUUUAAAGGGUUUAAAGGGCGAGGGCGUGGUUUGUUUACAUUGGUCCUUUAAAUGACGCUGCGAGAGGUACAUUGGUUUUUUCGGCAUGUUUGUAGGUUUUUUCUUUAUAUUUUUAUACCUAAUCUUAGUUAUAAUAAGCAGUGACGUCUGGCAACUUUUCUGAAUGCGAACACAGUACAGCUUCGCCGCUGCUCAGCUGAUUGGAGGGAGAGAGAGUAUUGUUUUGGUUUCUGCGUCGCCUUUCCUCGCAACAAUAUCGCAUUUGGACCAUCAUUAUGUUGAUAUAGAUCAACAGAAGUAUCUACAGAAUGGGGAGAGUAAAGAAACACAUUGCACAGAAGCGAAAACAGGCCUUGAAAGCUGGAAAAGCGAGGCGUGAUAAACAACAAACUCUGCCUCCACCACCACCACCUGUUCCACCCAAACAACAAACUCCGCCUCCACCACCUGUUCCACCCACGAGUGCACAGAAACGGAAGUCACUUGUAACACAGGACAGCAGUGAAAAAAAAGGUGUAAGUAGAGAACACAUAAUCGUUGUGAAGGAUGAUAUAGAGUUUUUAGUGAAGAAUAUGGCCUGUGGUGAAUGUCUGAGUGAUGAGCUGGAAAUAACAUUUACUCAACACCAAAUUGAUACUUACUACAAGGUAAAUUGUGAGAAUGGUCAUGUUAUUAUUGAUACAAAUAUGACUAGGAAACCUAAAAUGCCUGUGAAAGAAAAAUACUACCCUCUGACUACAAUGUUAGUAUUCUGCAUGAUGAUGUUGGGAGUGGGUUAUGAUGGUGUGAGUAAGAUACUGGCGUACCUCAGCCUGAAACACUUUACUGAACAGACUUAUAUUCGUACUGCCAAGUACCUUACUAAGAAGGCCACUAUUCACACUGAUAACAUUCUGGAAAAGAGUAGAAGUGUUGUGUAUGAACAUUAUUCAAAUAAAGAGGGUGGCUUAGAUAAUGGCAUGGCAAAUGUUGACGUAACUUUCGAUGGUUCAUGGCACAAACGUGGCCAUAAAUCAAACUUUGGUGUUGCUGCAACAGUGGAUGUGGAUUUAGGACUAGUUCUGGACUACAGUGUGUGCUCAAAAUUGUGUACUAUGUGUACAAGAAAGAAAAUGGAUCUGAAAAAUGAGAAAAUAACAGAACAAGAUUACAACACAUGGUACGAAAAUCAUCGUAAUGUAUGUGAAGUGAAUUUUAGUGGUCCUUCCGGAGGAAUGGAAAAACAUGCAGCAGUGGAAUUGUGGAGUAACACAACAAGGAACAACAUGAUGUACAGAACUUUUCUCUCUGAUGGAGACAGCUCUGCAUAUAAAGCAGUGUGUGAACUGAACAAUAACAAGGGGCCAUAUGGUGAACAAUAUAAGGUUGAAAAAGCGGAAUGCAUAAAUCAUGUAGCCAAGCGUCUGGGUACAAGCCUUAGAGAGAAGAAAAAGACAGCAGAGAAAGGUAAAAUGAGUGGAAGGCACAAAUUGACUGACUUGGUAAUAGAUCAUCUACAAUUCUAUUUCCAACUCAGUCUAAAAAGAAAACUCCACACCUCCCCCAGUGAGAUGAGGGAUGAGAUCCUCUCAACUUUUUAUCACUGCACUUCAACAGAUGCCAAGCCACAGCACCAACUCUGUCCAAAAGGCAAGGAGUCGUGGUGUUUUUACAACAAAGCCAUGGCUUGUAAUAAGACCCCUGCAUCCCACUCAAGUAUGCUGGUUUACUUUCAUCUGUCACAGAAAGAACAGGAUCAAGUAAAAGCAGUGUACGAUAGACUUACGACGGAUGAAAUGAUGAGUAGGUGCAUAAAAGGACUGACACAGAAUAGGAAUGAACAUUUACACUCUAGGAUAUGGAGAUUAUGCCCGAAACACAGAAAUGCAUCUCCAAGAAUGAUCAAAUUUGCAACAGCCACUGCAAUCGCCAACUACAAUGCAGGCUACUUAGGCAGUAAUUUCAACCAUCUUCUUGGCAUUGAUUUCACCACAUCUAUGGAAACUUAUCUCAAAGAGAGAGAUAAAAAAAUGGACUCCCCUAUCAGGAGGAAAAUGAGGAAGAAGUUCAUCCGAAAAGCGUUGGAAGAUUAUGCUGCUGGAGGCUUCUAAGGAAAAUACACCUGUUCCGGGAAGAAAAAUGCCGUUUUCUCAAUUGUACAUAAACUUACACUGAUUAAAAUUUCAUGUAAAUCCAUCCAUUUUUGUUUAUUUCAUACAAAAAAGCAUAUGCACUCCCU